Molecule: messenger RNA, 2144 nt
Organism: Xenopus tropicalis (tropical clawed frog)
Lineage: Eukaryota; Metazoa; Chordata; Amphibia; Anura; Pipidae
Gene: trnau1ap
Product: tRNA selenocysteine 1 associated protein 1
Exons: 7
Coding region: 82-696 (204 amino acids)
Cellular component (GO): cytoplasm; nucleus
Molecular function (GO): nucleic acid binding; RNA binding
Source: RefSeq, a predicted model, not a curated record
CUUAGUAUUGUCCAACCAGCGGAAAGGCAAGACGGCGGUUCUUUACGGCUUGUGAAGUCGGUGCCAGGCGGCUCUGUAGGGAUGGCGAGUCUGUGGAUGGGCGAUCUGGAGCCAUUCAUGGAUGAGUCUUUCAUCACCCAAGCCUUUGCCACUAUGGGCGAAACCAUUGCCGGUGUGAAGAUCAUUCGGAACAGGAUGACCGAAGGACUGCCCGGUUACUGCUUUGUGCAAUUCGCACAGCAGGAAGCUGCAGAGAGGUGUUUGCUGAAACUCCAUGGGAAACCUUUGCCCGGUGCUUCCUAUAAUAAACGAUUCAAGCUCAACCGUGCGUUUUAUGCCAAACCACCAGAACCCAACCAGAAUCCCAAACCACUGAUGACUCAAGCGAGUGACUAUACCCAGGCCUUUAACUACUACUCCCAGCAGUUCCAGCAGAUGUUUUCCAACUGGAAAUAUGACCAGCAAAGUGGCGGUUACAGUUAUCAACAAUACGGAGACACCGCAAGUACCUGGCAGGCCCCUGAGGAAACAGCAGAAACGGCAGAGGAAGCUCUGGAAGAUCCCGUGCUCCAAUUGGACAUUAACGAGGCCAAUAAGCAGUUUAUGGAGCAGAGUGAAGAGCUGUACAAUGCACUUAUGGACUGUCACUGGCAGCCGCUGGACACCGUCAUGUCCAAGAUCCCGACAGACAUGUGACUUUACCCUGUAAGGACGCUGGGAAAUCCACUUGACUAAAACAGCCGGUAGCCAAUGAGAGCAGCUGAAUAUUUCCAGGGCUAAGGGUAGUGGCGCUUGAGGGGACUUUAUGGCUCUGCGGACAACAUUGCAAACAUCCAGCGCUUUCAAGUCAAGUUGAAUCUUUCCUUUCCAUUUGUAUAGAGCUGGAACAGACGUCUCUGCAUCGUGUGCUUUGUGAUAUUCCGGUUUUCCAUUGUUUUACUGAAACCUUUUCUAUCCGUUCAUCAACACGCAGUUCUGUAAAGACGAUAAAAUUCACUAUUUUACUAUCUUCUGUGCUGUCUUGUUGGAUUCAUAUCCCUUGCGGGUCCGAGUUGAGCGCUUCCGCUUGUUCUCCUGCCCGCGAACUAACACUGCCGGCCUGUGUCUUAUAGGUGCCAAACACGCCCCGCCCCUUUUGUGAUGUCAUUGCGGGGCGGGUCUAUACAUAGAGGGCAGAAGCUGGGUAGGGGUUGGGUUGGGAGCGGGUGGGUUGAAUUUUUCUUGUGUUAUUCUAAUGGGCUGCACGGGUCUAGUAAUUCUGUACAACCCUGCUGCCGGAGAAGCCUCAAUGGAAGGAUAGGAAUAGAAAAAAGAAGUACUAAUGGAGUAAGGAGGGAAGCAGUGGCGCUGGAGGUAUUUUCUGGAACAUGAGCAGGUAAGAUGUUUCUAUACAUCUCCGAAUUCAUCGUGUAACUGCCAUCAGUAGUUCCAUCACCUUCCAUCGACCUUAGGGUCGCUGACCCCCUGACUUUGAAAGUGCCACUGAACAGAAAAAGAAUGUAAAUAGCUGAAGAGCACAGCGAAGUCAAAUAUACUUGAUAUUUUAUCUUUUCUAUUCUGUACACAGAAGAGUUUGUCUACAUGGUGAUAAUGAGCUCUGUAUAAACAAGUCCCUCCCAUCACCCAGCUAGAGCCUGUAUUUCAGGCUUAUGUAAGGGUUUUAGCCAUGAACUGGUAAUUUGAAUAACUGCCUCUUCCCUCCCCGAUAUUAGUUGCAAUCCGAUUCCUUUUUGGGUGGGGACAUGAACGUUGGCGGUAGCUUUAGGGUUUCUCUAUGUCCAUAGGGCACUCGUGUGCGUUUCAGAAAUGGAGGCGGGACAGACGCCAGCACCAAGUGCAGCUAUGGCAUCCAUUUGCGCAAUGACUGCAUGCAUUUGGGCAGGACUGCGGCUGUAAAUACCCCCCUGUAUUUACCCAUGUUGUGUAGAAAAAAGCCCCAAGUGAGCAAAAAUCACAUUUAGGGCAAAAGGUUCAACAUUUGGGUAAAAUAAGAAAAGUUUGGGUUUGAUUAUAACAUUUGUUCUCCUCUCUGCCCUUUAACCUCUAGUGGACCUUGCUCCGCCCCCUUUGACCUGUUCUAUCACCAACCCUCCCAUUUGCAUUGCUGCCCACAUGCUUGUGGCCCUGCCCCCUGCCUGUAUAGA